Molecule: messenger RNA, 249 nt
Organism: Nannochloropsis gaditana CCMP526
Exons: 2
Source: RefSeq, a predicted model, not a curated record
AACAGUGUGUUUCGUCUCGUCGGCGCAUGAGCCGUUUCUUGCAAAAGUCUCAUGUCUGAAGACAACCCUGCCACGCGCUCUCCACCCGCUUCAACCACCGCGACCAAUUGGUUCGGAAGUUUUAGUGCAGACAUUGGCAGAGCCUUUGAGACAGCCCGGGAUCAAGUCGUGAAGGCAGCAGAUGAAGCCUCUCCUGCAUUUACCUCCGCCAUGGACGCUGUGAAACUGCGUGCUGUAAAAUUAAAAGAG